AUGAAUAAUAAUUUUGGAUCCCACUUCCACCUCAAAACUGAUUUACCCAUUCUCCCUCAAUCAGAAGUUUUUAUUAGACAAUUUUCACAAGAAAAUGAUGCAAUUUGUAAUAAUCAUGCUCGCACUUUCAGUUUAGGAAUCGACAAGGUUGGCUCUGAUAAAUUCAACACCAUCUCAUAAAUUGACACAGGGAAACAUGAACCCAACCUAGCCAUCCCUCUCAUUAUCAAAUAAUAAACGGGAUCAGAAUUCUAAAUUAAUGUUGAUAAUAUCAUCUAAUUCAAUCAAUAAUCUCUAACUUUUAUGAACUCCAACUAUGCAACCAAUAAUUUUAUUAAACUCGCAUCAAAUAAUGAAUUAAUGCAAAUUGAAGACGAUAAUCGACCAUUCACUCCACCACAAGAAGAACAUAAUUACGAAAUUAAUAACUUAAAUUAUGUGAUGCAAUCCCCACGAAAAUCAUGCAAAUUCAAAGCAGCUGGCAACUUGGUCUUGGGAAUACGAAGAUUAUAGCAAAAUGUUGUUGAAUAAAUUACAUCUUCAGAAUAAUUUUAUGAAAAAUUUAAUCCAAGCCCUUGUUAAACUACAAAGAACAUUCAUAAAGUUCAUCCAAUCUAAGAAUCGAAGGAAUUUUAAGUGAUCGAUAUGCUCAAUCAAUUUAAAUUAGUUUUCCAUUUAACUCAACAUUCAAUGAGAGGCUCCUAUGAGGACAUCCAAUAAAUGAUCAAAUUAUUGUAGAGGGAUCCAAAAAGAAAUCUCACCAAUCCUUAAGACCCAAAUCACAUCGUUAAUUAAUUUAAUCAAUAUGGAUAAAAUUCAUUAUAUAUAGCUUGCAAAAAUGGCAAUGAUAAAGUUGUUAAAUUUUUACUCUCCCUUGAUUGCAAUGCACAUAUCAAAAGCAAAGUCUAUGAUGACCUUUCAGAAAGUCCAUUAGAUGUAUCUGUCAGAUGGCAUCAUUAUGAAUGUGUCAAAUUACUUUUAGAACAAAUCAAAUAUACUGAUGCCGAAUUGAGAUCAGCUCUUAAGAUUAGUUAAAAUCCAGAAAUCACCAACCUGAUCAAAAGAAAAAUGAGUUCCUCGUUAUUCUCCUGCUGUCUCUGA
This is a messenger RNA of Paramecium tetraurelia, 1101 nucleotides long. RefSeq lists its product as uncharacterized. The record is from RefSeq and is a predicted model, not a curated record. Gene Ontology annotation, molecular function: protein binding. NCBI's taxonomy places the organism in Eukaryota, Ciliophora, Oligohymenophorea, Peniculida, Parameciidae. The transcript has 6 exons.